GUUGGAAUGUGUCCAACAACUUCAGCUCCACCACCACGACGGCCACCAGCACCACCACGGGCACCACCAGCACCACGCUGUCCACCACGCAGCUGGGAGAUACCCAGCGGCUUGUGCUUCCCUGCGACACAGAACUUGAGGGCUACACCCACAUGCUGCUCUACACCGCCACAGCUUUCGCGGAGCAGACCUACCCAGUGAUCUUUGAGCUGGACAACGCGAAUGCGCAGGUGUCAAACAUCA
This is a messenger RNA of Effrenium voratum, 243 nucleotides long. Lineage: Eukaryota; Dinophyceae; Suessiales; Symbiodiniaceae. The record is from the annotation of a GenBank genome assembly.